Molecule: messenger RNA, 3351 nt
Organism: Mytilus trossulus (common blue mussel)
Lineage: Eukaryota; Metazoa; Mollusca; Bivalvia; Mytilida; Mytilidae
Exons: 2
Coding region: 12-530 (172 amino acids)
Source: RefSeq, a predicted model, not a curated record
AUUACGUCAGAAUGUCAAAGAUAGUUCUAGAGGUAUUAUCAGGCGUUUUAUACGAUCGCUUAUUCUUAGAUACAAUGACUGGAGAAAUACUUGAUCGUAAAAAGUUGGACAUAACAGAAAUGUGUAAGAAAUAUUGUGCUUUAAAAAUAAACUUUCCAAGUCAAGGCUUUAGGAAAAUAGAAGAGGUUGACGAGAUUUCUACCAAUGAAACUACUAUUGGUGACGACAUUCAACGGAUACGUGUGAUCAGAAAUGAAAUGCAGCAUUCUUCUGUCUUUGCAUUAGAUGACACACGAUACGAAACACUAAUCGAAAUAGUUCGUGCUAUGCUAACUAGAUUUGAUCAGUGUAACAAUCCAGCAGGUGAAUCCUACGUAAAACGAUUAGACGAAAUCAUGAAAAUGGAAUUAGAGACCAGGAGUUUUGAAGAGAUAAAAGAAAGAAUGAAAGCAGGAUUGAUAGAAAAGAUAGAAAAGAUUCAUGCAGUUGUCGAUAGUGUGGUAUCUGAUGCUUUGAACGAUAUUUGUUAACUCAUUUUUGUAUUCACCAUUUGCGGUCAAUGGGAUAUUGAAUACUGAAUAUGUGAAAAAUUGGCAUAAUGGAAAAAUGUAAUGAUCUACUCAAACUAUAAUUUACUAAUUAAAUUGACAAAAAAGUCAAUGGUAAACAAUAAAUAUAAACAAGAAGAUGCGGUUUGAAAACUAUCAAUUUGAGUCCCAAUGUAAUAAAAGUUAACAAUAGGUCAAAGUACGAAGCCGCGGCGCACACCAAUCAGCAAACUAUAAAUUCUAGCGUAAAACCAUUCAUACAGGACGACCGAGGUCUUAUAACAGAGUAACACAUAUGAACCAAACCAACAAACCACAUCUGUGGAAUAAUAGGUUACUGACUUAGGACAAGCGCAUACAAAUGCAGAAUGUGUUUGAUAUAUUAACUAGUAUUUCAAGAUAAGUUAAAACAUAGUUGUUAAUCAUAAAGUUAAAUCAUCAAUAUGUUUUAUCAUUAAAAGAAAGCUUCAUGUCGAAGUUGUGAAAUCAAGGUAACAUUUUUAGAACAGUUCAUUAUAGAAUGAGUGUCUAGCUGGCUAGUUUUGUCAUUUUCAUAAGGUGGGCGUACUGAUAUAAUACCAGUUAGACACCAUUUGAAGCAAUAAUUUCAAUGUCCAACAUUCUUAACAUAUUGACCAAAUUACUUAUUAACUUCAGUUUUACAUAAUUAAUCAAUCAAUCAAUCAAAAUUGUGUCAUUUCAACGCAAAGUAAUCAAUAUACUUUGCGUUGAAAUGACACAAUGUUGAUUGAUUGAAUGAUUGAUUGUUAAUUGCUAAACGUACGGUGGCAAAUGUUUCAUGAAUGUUCAGGACAAAAACAAAAUAACAAUGAAUACCACCACAGCUCCUGUAAUAGAAGCCGUCUGGGAUUAAGGUCAGAGAAAUUUACCUGUAAGGGUGUGUAUGAUACUGGUAAAGAUGGUUUACAAACAAUAACAUAACAAUUUAUUCAACUAAACAUAGAUUAAGGGAUUAAGGUCAGUGAAAUUAAGACAGCCACUGGAAAUUACCUGUAUAUGUGUGUAUGAUACUGGUAAGAUGAUUUAUGAACAAUAAAAUAACAAUGUAUUCCACUAUACUUUACUAUACUAGACGAAGACUUUGCAAAAAACAAGAUCAUUAUUCAUAUUUAUUUAUAUAAUUAUCAUUAGAUUGCAUUCUUUCUUAGCCGUGAUCGAUAAAGUUUAAAAUCGUUGACUCUCCAACUUUUUUUUUGUUUGUUAAAUGACUACGUGGAAAUUCCACGAAAUUAUCAAGUCUGAAUCCGCCUUUUAGCUCACCUGGCCAAAUAGGCCAAAUUUACUAACCACAACCAUCAUUCGGCAAUCUAGUUUAAAAAAUAAAAGUGUCCGAUGACCCUGCUUGUCAACCAAGAUGGCCAAAAUGGCUAAACUAGUCUAAUGGGAAGUAAAAUACAAGUUUUGACUAUUACUUUGAAUACCGUUAUAAAAAGAGAAAAUCUGACAAGAACUGUUCAGAAUGUUAAGCUUUAUCAAUUGUCACAACUGUCAGACGACUUCCUUUAGGAGUUGUUGCACUUAAAACAAUGAUAAAUGUUUCUAUUUGUUUGUCAUGAUUUCUUUGUAUAUUGAAAACAAUAAUAAUAGAUAGAGAGAAACUUUAAAUAGCAAAAAUGAUAUAGCACGACAUGUUCUACAAAUAAUUCUAAAAAGGUCAAAAUCGUCAGUCGACUCCUUAUUCGAGUUAUCUUAAAAGUCAUAAAAGAUAGACAAAUGAUAGAUAGAAAUUGAAAUAAACGAAAAUUAUCUAAAGUCUAGCACUGGAGAUGCAAAGUCUAGUGCUAUAGAUAAUUUUACUAGCCGUUGGGUUAUCUUUUUUUUCAAGUAUUUGAAAGUGUUUGAGAUAAUAUCAAGUAUCAAAAACGUUCGUCGACGCAACUCCCAGCAUAUUUUGGGCCUGUUCAAAGUCAGGCUAUGUACACCAUGUGUUUGUUGGUGUUUUACCUAAAUAUUUAAAAAUUUGUGCAUGAUUUUGUAUUUUAACCUUUUUAAUCGAGUGUUACUGAUAAUUGUUGUGUAAACGAAACACACAACGGCGUACACAAUGAUAAGCUUGGAAUCUUUUAUGAGUUUUUUUUCUGUGUUGCACGUCUGUUUUUUUAUUUAAGAAUUAAAUGCUUCUUUUUGUAAAUUUCGGAAGCGCUUCAUACUAAAAAUGUGCGCACGGUCAACAAUUUUACAACCCUAUAAAGUUACAAAAAGAAGCAUGCAAUACUUAUAAUUACAUUUUUUAGCUAUUAUCAUGAAAACACGAAUUUUAUAAAUUUUGUAUUUUAUUCACCUGUGCACUUUAUUGUGGGACCACUUGCUAUCAUGAAUGAACAAGUUUUAUUGAGUGAUAAAAUUGCUUACGGAAUAACACGUGAUGUGCAGUUAGCCAAUCAAAAUAAAGUAUUACAAUGAAACAUACAUCUAAUGUAAUUAUUAAAGAGAAGUCGAGGUUGUAAGUUCAAAUGGCAAUAUUUUUUGGCAGUUCUACAACAUGUAACUUUUCAUUUCAUCAGCAAUAUCAAUAUUUGUAUAGUUAUUCAUUUUCUUCAACUAAUUCGUUUAUUCAUUUAUCAGCUAUUUUUAUUGGUACUGUGUGAACAUAUGUUUUAAAUAUUCUAUAAUAUUGUCAGAAAAGGUGUUGCAACAGUUACAAUAAUCCCAUAAUAAUAAUGUCAUACAUAAUAUAUUUUUUCUUGUAUUCAAUCAUUCCAAACGUGUAAAUAAAAGUCCUUUGCAAAAUUUAGUGACUUUGUACAUAUCUUGAAAAAUUAAGAUUUACAAAUUUAACAUG